GCCCAGCGGCUGUGGAUGGCAGAAGCCCAGAGUGCGAUUGGCCAGCUGCAGGAGCAGAAGAAAGGUCUCUUGAUUGCCAUCAGCGCCUCUGUGGAUAAAAUUAUCUCGCACUUUGGGGCGGCCAGGAACUUGGUUCAGAAGGCUCAGUUAGGGGACAGCAGCCUGAACCCCGAUGUGGGGCACCUGGUGCUGACCACCCUCUGCCCUGCUCUCCACGCCCUGGUAGCCCAUGGGCUGAUGAAGCCUUUCCGGAAGGACCUCAUUACCGGCCAGCGCAGGAGCAGCCCCUGGAGCGUGGUGGAGGCAUCUGUGAAACCAGGUGCCAGCACACGCUCCCUCGGAGCCCUAUACGGCCAGGUCAGCCGCCUGGCCCCGCGGAGCAGUAGCCGCAGCCGCUUCCACGCCUUCAUCCUGGGCCUCCUCAACACUAAACAAUUGGAAGUGUGGUUGUCCAGUCUGCAGGAAGAUGCAGGUCUGCUGCCCCUCCUGUACCUGCCCACGGGAUUCUUGGCCCGGGGCAGCUGCCCCGCCCUGUCCACGGAGCUGCUGCUCCUGCUGGUGCUCACCUUCCACCUGGACUUGCUCUUUGAGCACCACCACCACCUGCCCCUGGGCCCGCCGCCAGCCCUGCAGCAGACGGUGCAGGCCCUGCUGCACUGGGGGAGCCGCUGGCCCAGAGCCUUGGGGGCCUCUGGGGAGGCCCCCCCAGGCCCUGAAGCUGCCCUGGCCUCUGAAACCCUUACAAGCCCUCCCACACCAGGCAGCUGGUGGGAGCAGCUGACCCUGGCCUCCCGAGUCUAUGCCUCUGGGGACACUGAGGGUGUUCCCCUUCCCCGGUGGGGACCCAGGCAUCAUGGGACUGCCUUUGAGGGCACAGCAGAGAGACCCCUGCCCGCAGAGGCGGUGGGCCCAUGUAGGGCCGUGUGGCUGGGCAAACUGUUCGGAGCUCCUGCAAGCUCCGUGGAGGCUGAAAGUGGGACCCUAAAGUCCAGGAGACCAUCCAGUUGGCUGCCCCCAGUGAGUGUGCUGGCCCUGGUGAGGCGGGGGCCACCUCCUGAGCCUUCCUCUCCUCCUGAGGAGCUUGAGACGUCAGCCCUCAGCGUAGUGCAGCCCCACGGGGCAGUCCGGACGCUCUGUGGCCACCCUGCCGCAAGAACGGACCACCUGAGCUUCCAGCGUGGGGAGGUGCAGCGUGUCCUCAUCACGGUGGACGAAGACUGGCUCCGCUGUGGGCGGGAAGGAGUGGAGGGGCUGGUGCCCGUGGGCUAUACCUCUCUCGUUCUGCAGCCCUGGGACCCUUCCCUGCACACGUGUCCCCUCCCUGUCACCUGGGCCUGGAAUGGCCCACGAUCACUAAUCCACGUAAAACCAAUCAUCCCAGAAGCAAACCGCUUCUUGCCUCCCUCAUCCGUUUCUGAUAUUUCAAGUCCACUCUCCUAUCAGGUGACAUGCGCCCUUCUCCCCGAGAUGUACAGAGGAAUCCCCUCCAUGGAACCUCUUCCCCAUCUCCACAAGGGACUGUCUGCAGAAUGGACCGCUCGCCCUCUCCCUGGUCCUCUUUCAGUGGACUGUGCCAGUACAGUAUAUGCCCUGGCUCCCGACUGCUUUCCUGUAUGUAUGGAGUCUGCCCCACCCCACCCUGCGCGAAUUUAUUGGCCACUCGGGAUGUUUGGUGCCUGA
Molecule: messenger RNA, 1680 nt
Organism: Echinops telfairi (small Madagascar hedgehog)
Lineage: Eukaryota; Metazoa; Chordata; Mammalia; Afrosoricida; Tenrecidae
Product: AP-4 complex accessory subunit RUSC1-like
Cellular component (GO): cytoplasmic vesicle
Molecular function (GO): protein binding
Source: RefSeq, a predicted model, not a curated record